UAAAACUAAAAUUUGGUAGAAUGUUCAAGACAUUAGACGAUUUGAAGAGUGAUAAAAAGGAUAAAAAUGAAGAAGAGAAAAAGAAUGUUGACUGGUAUUCAGGAGGCAACAGCAGCGGUAUGGCUGUUUCUAGUGGAGAUGAAGUUGAAAAGAUAGUUAAUAAAGCAAAGGAAAAUACCUCCUCCGGUGAAGGUCUAGGCGAUAGAGAAAUCCAACUGAAGAUCUCCCUCUAUGAAAACGGAUUCUUAAUUGACGAUGGCGAGCUCAGGCCUUAUGAGGGAGAUAAAAAUAAGCUCUUUAUCAAGGAACUGAGUGAUGGCUAUGUGCCUACUGAACUUCAAUCAAAAUAUAAAGGUAAAUAAGGUUGAUGUUUCACUCGAAGAUAAGAGAAAAGAUACUUAUGUCCCUCCACCACCACCUGCAUACUUAGCUUACAGUGGAGCAGGCGCUUCAAUGGGAGGAGCUGAUGGAGUUGGAUUAGAAGUAAACAAAGAAACUGGAAUGCCAGUAGUUAACGAAGAUGAGGACACAACUUCUCUUCAAAUUAGAUUCCAUAAUGGAGAGAGGCAGAUUGUCCCAUUUAAUUUGACCCAUACUGUAGCAGAUAUUCAUACUUAUCUAAUGCAAGCAGCUCCUGUUGAUGGAAGUUAUCAGCUUGUGACAGGAUUUCCUCCUAAACCGAUUGAUAAUCCAGAUCAAACUAUUGAGGAAGCUGGGCUAAAGUCUGCAGCCAUAACCCAAAAGAUUAUAUAAUUACAUAUCUAGCAGUUCAAAAUUU
Moneuplotes crassus is the source of this 778-nucleotide messenger RNA. The record is from the annotation of a GenBank genome assembly. NCBI's taxonomy places the organism in Eukaryota, Ciliophora, Spirotrichea, Euplotida, Euplotidae.